ACUGCGGCCCCCCAAGUUCCCUCCGCCGCUCUUGAACGUUUUUCUCUUUUCACCCAUCUUCCCGCAAACUCUUGACCCCAGGACUUCCUCUCCUGGAAUUUCAGUCCCGUCUUCUUCUCUUCCUUGUUUUGCUCUUGGAACCUUGUCUCCCUGUGUGCUCCGAGGCUUAUUUCCAUUGUUGCAUUUAUAACUGCUACAAAAAUGCCACCACUUCAUCAACACGAAGAAGAGAAGUUCUUCUUAAAUGCCAAAGGCCAGAAGGAAACUUUACCCAGCAUACGGGACUCACCUACCAAGCAACUUUCUGUGGUCGUGCCUUCAUACAAUGAAGAGCAUCGGUUGCCUGUGAUGAUGGAUGAAGCUCUGGGCUAUCUAGAGAAGAGACAGAAACAUGAUCCUACAUUCACUUAUGAGGUGAUAGUAGUUGAUGAUGGCAGCAAAGACCAGACUUCAAAGGUAGCUUUUAAAUAUUGCCAGAGAUACGGAAGUGACAAAGUACGAGUGAUAACGCUGGUGAAGAAUCGUGGGAAAGGUGGAGCUAUUAGGAUGGGUAUAUUCUGCUCUCGAGGAGAAAAGAUCCUUAUGGCAGACGCUGAUGGAGCCACAAAAUUUCCAGAUAUUGAGAAAUUAGAAAAAGGACUAAGUGAUCUACAGCCUUGGCCUGAUCAAAUGGCUAUUGCAUGUGGAUCUCGAGCUCAUCUGGAAAAGGAAUCAAUUGCUCAGCGUUCUUACUUCCGUACUCUUCUCAUGUAUGGGUUCCACUUUCUGGUGUGGUUCCUUUGUGUCAAAGGAAUCAGGGACACCCAGUGUGGGUUCAAAUUAUUUACUCGAGAAGCAGCUUCACGGACAUUUUCAUCUCUACACAUUGAACGAUGGGCAUUUGAUGUAGAACUGCUCUACAUAGCACAGUUCUUCAAAAUUCCAAUAGCAGAAAUUGCUGUCAACUGGACCGAAAUUGAAGGUUCUAAAUUAGUUCCAUUUUGGAGCUGGCUACAAAUGGGCAAAGACCUACUUUUUAUACGACUUCGGUAUCUGACUGGUGCCUGGAGGCUUGAGCACACUCAAAAAAUGAAUUAGGUUGUUGCUGUGAUUGUAUUCUUAUGCAUCAUAUCACAUUAUUUCAUUUGGAAAUUUAAAUUUUUAAAUAAAGCUAAAAUAAACCUGUUGUCACUGU
Molecule: messenger RNA, 1174 nt
Organism: Carlito syrichta (Philippine tarsier)
Lineage: Eukaryota; Metazoa; Chordata; Mammalia; Primates; Tarsiidae
Gene: ALG5
Product: ALG5, dolichyl-phosphate beta-glucosyltransferase
Exons: 10
Coding region: 202-1077 (291 amino acids)
Cellular component (GO): endoplasmic reticulum membrane
Source: RefSeq, a predicted model, not a curated record